Messenger RNA from Erpetoichthys calabaricus (reedfish), 5489 nucleotides. It is a transcript of the gene ccdc141, whose product is annotated as coiled-coil domain containing 141. The record is from RefSeq and is a predicted model, not a curated record. Lineage: Eukaryota; Metazoa; Chordata; Cladistia; Polypteriformes; Polypteridae. Bases 90 to 5489 code for a protein of 1799 amino acids. The transcript is spliced from 31 exons.
CUCGACUCGGCUCCCUUCAUUCACGCCGUGGGCUUUGGGGGAUCAGCGUGUGCCGCUUCUCUCGGGCUGAAGACCCCCGGUGCUGCGCCAUGUCCAGCGAAGGAGACUCUGGAGGUCAGGUGUCCACGACGGCGGUCAGCACCAUCGCCGUGCAGGCCGGCCAGUCGCAUAUCAUCGUGACGCUUCUCAAGUGUGGGAUGCUGGUGGAGCUGCAGCUGGCCGAGGCGGCACCAAACCUCCUGGAGAUUGGCAGCAGUCAAGAUGAGAGCCAGCAGUUACUGGCCGAGCACGAGCUCCUAAUGAAGAAGCUCAAGGCAAACGAAGAUGGCGUGUGGAGUUUACUGAGCAAGGCAGACAGGGUGGCAGAGGAGAAUGCGGAUCAGGAGCUCGUGUACGACGCCAUGGCCAGGACCCUGAGUGAGGGUUGGGUGGCUCUGGUGGGCCUGCUGGAGAAGCGCCGGGGGCUGCUGCUGCUCGCCUCUGAGUUCUUUGACCGGAGCGCUGAGUUUGCCAUCAAAAUCGACGAAGCAGAGGAACUGCAGCGAGAACUCAAAGGUGGUCCUGAUCCUGGGCACCUGGAGGACUUCCUUCACAAGCACAAUGGCAUCAAGAAAGUUCUUCUGGAGAAGUCCAUGGCCCUGCUCAACAAAAGCCAGGAGCUCCUCAGCUUCAUCAAGGACUUCCAGCAGGUGGAGGCCCUUGCCAACGUGGAUGCGGCCCGCCAUGCCCGUGCCAGCUGCCUGCAGGUGGACAGCCUGAUGGAGGUGCUUCAGGACAGAAGGCGACAGGUGGAGCGGCAGCUGAAACAGCAACUGUGUGACUUGGAGGGUCACGUGGGAGCCAGUCAGUGGGCUCAGGAGGAGCAGGAGGUCACCUCCUGGUUCAAAGAGAACAUGAAAGCCCACCUGGACAAAGAGCAGCUGGGUGCCUCGCUGUCUGAAAAUGAAAACCUGUUGCAAGAAUCCAAAGAGCUGGAGCAAAAGGCCAGAGAAUGGAGUCUGCGGGCAGACAGGCUGGUGGCUACAGCUAAGGAGCUUCUGGCGGCGGAGACCUGUGGAGAGCGGGAACGGCUGGCGGUCCGCAGCAAGGAGCUGGUGGCCCUGCAGGGGGAAUUCUGGCACCUCCUGCUGGAGAGAAUGACACGUCUGCAGGAGGCCAACUCGUUUUUCAGCAGUGCCAAUAAGGCCUUUGACAUCUUAGGGACCAUCGAAGGGCAUCUCAAAGUGCUGGGCACUCGGGCUCUGGCUUUGCCCGCACUUGCUAAGAAGCACGAGGAGCUCCUGAAGAGCAUCAAGGACACUGCCGCUGAUGCCCUGCAGAAAGGGCAGGCCUUCCUGAAGAGACCCCAGAGCACAUCAAGCAGUGGGAUUGAGAAAAUGGUGGGCUACAUCCAGGCCAGAGUGGAUCACCUGAGUAGCCAGUGUUACGGCCACCGAGACCUCAGCACUGCAUGUCAGAAGCUCAUCUCUGGCAUCGAGGACCACGUUGACAAGGUGUCCAGCUGGAUCCACACUUGCAGCGCUGUCCUUGCUGGGACCCUGGACCCGGGGUCUUCUCUCUCUGAAUCAGAAGAUGUCCUCAACAAACACCUGGAGAUGACCUCACAAAGCAAGGAUAUGGAAGCCGAGCUCGUGGCAAUGGGAGACCUCAUGGCAGAACUCCGCACACUUGAGUGCCCAGAAGUGGCCAAGUUUUCCAACAAAGCCUGCCUGCUGAGUGAUCAGCUGAAAACACUGAGCCGCAACAUCAGUGCCCGGGCAGAGCACAUCAAGGCCUACGUGACCUUCUUGAAGUCGGCCGAGGAGAUCGAUGAACAGAUGGGGAUCCUGGAAGAAUUUUACCAGAGCAAGCCAAUUGAGGAGGACAAGGACAAGGACAAGGGGGCACUGGAACAGGCCGACAGCAGAUGGCACUCGCUGCUUGAGAUGUUCCUCACGGUGCAGGACCAGGGCCACAGCUUCAUUAACUCUUCUAAAAUGGUUAGUGCCAACCUGAAUGUGAAUGUGGAGAAGGGUGUGACGGUGGUGGAAAACAUGAUGGCCAGUCUAGCCAAGAAGAAGGUGGCACUGGCAGACCUGUGGACCACCUGGCAGCUGCACGUCAACCAAAUGAAAUCUGUGAAGAAGCAAUGGAAGAAGUUCAAGGAGCAGCUGAAGAAGACGCUGCAGGAUUUGAAGGUGGUGGAGGACGGGCUCAUGCCAACAACCAAAGUGGACAUAGGGAGCGACCUGGGGGCCGUCACUCUGCUUAAGGAGCAUUUCGAGCACAUCAAGCCCCAGUUCCAGCAAAUCAAUGCAGAAGUCGAGUAUCUGGUGAAGAUCUCGGAAUUGCUGGCCUUGAAAGGAAUUCCCAUCAAGGAGAAGAACGAGAAGGUGGAUGAGCUCCUCCACGCCCACAAGCAAGUGAAGGAGAAAAUGAAAGAGUACGAGGGGGUCCUGAACAUGGCGCUCAGGUUCCACCAGCUCGGUGCCGAGCUGGAGAGUCUGUUGGGGUCUCAGACUGUGCCGGCGAUUCCCAAUAUGAGCCAAGCCAAGAUUCAGCUGAGCCAACACCAAGAAAAGCAGGUCCACGUCAGGAGCGUCUACCAGCUGGCCAUCACCCUCGGGAUGGACAUCAGCAGGGCGGUGCAGCAGUCGAAAGCUCUCGGGUUUUCAACGGAGCAACUGAAACAAAAGGUGGAUUCCCUGAAGUCGGAGAGCAUCAGCUGGACCACCGAGGCCAACAAAUGCGAGGAGAGCCUCCUGAGCAACGUCAACUGCUGUGCUGUGAAGGAGGAGACCACGGAGCUCAGAGAGUCCUUUAAGGAUCUCAAGAAGAAAUUCAACAACCUAAAAUUCAACUACAUGAAGAAGAAUGACAAGGCCCGGAACAUGAAAGCGGUCAAAUAUCAACUCCAGCAGGUCGAGAUGUAUGCGGAGAAAAUUCAGGUCCUGCAGAAGAAACUGGGCAGCAUCUCCACCAAAGUGAGCGCCGCCGCUGAACGGCAGGCCUUGGGAGAGAAUCCCGGGGAAAUCGAGGAGGUGCUGGGCGAGCUGCAGAAGCAGGUGGCCGACUUCGACAAGACGGUGGAGGAGUACAAGCAGCACCUGGACAUGUCUGUGCGGCUGCAGCAGGCCAUGGAGGAGUAUCAGUUCUGGUGUGAAGAAGCCAGUGCCACGGUGGUGCGAGUCGGGAAGUACUCCUCUGAAUGCCAAACCAAGGAGGCAGUGGGGAUCCUGUACAAGCAGUUUGAGAAGUUCGUCUGGCCCACCGUGCCCCAGCAGGAGGAGAGGAUUAAUCAGAUCACAGAGCUGGCUGUGCGGCUGCAUGGAGCUGAGGAGGGAAAGAAAUUUGUGGAGAAGACAGUCAGCAAGCACACAGAGAUCCUGGAGUCCAUAAAGGAAUUGUGCAAUGGCUUACGAGACCUGGAGGAGAAACUGCAGGUGGAGGCUAAUAAGGAAAUGAACAAAAAGAUGGAGGAGACCAACUCACGGCGGCAGGACACCAAGAUGGAGAGUCGUGUAAGUGUGGAUCUAAAGUGCGGAGCGGAUGCCAAGACGGACCUUAGGGCCGAAAACCGCAACCAGAGUGAAGAGCGAGAAUUGAAGAGCCCACCUCAGGAGGAGCGAGACGGCAGCUCCGAGCAGACCAAGUGUUUCUUGUCGACUGCACGACCUCUGCAGCUCUCUGCCUCCCCACUGGUGCCAAAGAGGAAGCUGACGGUCCUUCCACAGGCUGGACAAUGGGCACCAGACACUCAGCUCACCGCUCACGAGGUGCCCGUGGGGUUUUCGGAGUCGCCGGUUGUCGAAGUGGAUGGCGGUAGUCUUUCUCAGAAAAAACAGGAGGAGCCCCAGCAUUCGGAGGACCUCGACUUCUCAGACGGCUGCAUGGCGGCCGAAGCGGACCUUCACCACGAGUUCUUCAUGGAGGAGACCAUGUCAAACGAUGAAUAUGAUUGCGCUUCGCCAGAUGACAUCUCUCUGCCUCCCCUCUCCGAGACCCCCGAGUCCAACAUUCUGCAUUCGGAGACUGACCUGGAUGAGGGUGCUCAGAGUCCACAUGGUAACCAGUUCAGCCAGCAGGGGACGUCACACUUUGCAAACAGAAUGACUGGCAGUUUUGACGUCCUCACACCUGGAGCUGCUGCCGAGAUGACAAGCAGGAGGCGUGAGUGGACCCUGAGUGCCCCCGAGGGCUGCCCAUCACCCGGAGGGAGUCAGUAUCCUAAAUUCAGGUCGGAAUCAUCGUCCUUUGUCCGCAGUCCACUGACUGUCCCAGCACCAACCAUCAUCUCCAGCACCCUGUCCAGCAUCCUGAAAAGCAAAGCCAGUGGCAGCAGCGGCACCGUGCGCCAACACCAGGAGACCCACUACGCCAUUCACGAGAGUUUCUCGGAGACACAGGAGGAAGUGGUUGACUCCCAAAAUCUUCAUCCCUCUGUCAUCUUAGGGGUGCCGUCCACCCAGGCAUCUCCUAGUGGCAAGUCUGAAUUGGACAUGUGCAAGCCCACCACCAUUCGGGAAGAAAUCAGGCUGUCGCCGGGAAGCCGAGGCAGCACCAGCGUGACGGGACAAGGCCCGGGAUUCUCCAAACUCUUAGCUAAUGCCUCCGUCAAAGAGGGCUCCCCCGUCACCCUGGAGGUGGAAGUGACUGGAUUUCCAGAACCCGCUCUCACCUGGUACAGGAAUGGCCAGAAACUGAGCGGAGACGAACGCGUGACACUCUCACGCAAAGAAGGCAAGCACAGCAUCUUCAUUGCCAAGGCCACCGACAAAGACGCAGGCUUGUAUGUUGCCCGGGCCAAAAACUCUGGUGGCACGCUGUCAUCUAGCGCCAUCCUGCAAGUCCAAGCCGAGAGUCAGCCACCACACUUCAUCGCUUCCAUUGAGGACCAGGCCCUCCUGCUUGGAGAAGACCUUUUUCUGGAGUGCCGUGUUUCCGGGAAGCCCCCGCCAUGUGUGCUGUGGCUGAAAGACCGGACGGUGGUGGCCGUCGGAGAGGCCAGGGUCCCCAACCCCAGCGGCACCCACGUCCUGCUGAAGAGGCGCGUCCUGGUGGCGGACAGUGGGAGAUACGUAUGCGUUGCCAGAAAUGAGGCCGGGGAGGCGUGCAGCUCCGCCGUCGUCUUUGUCCAAGGGUCACAGGGAGCAGAAGCGUAUCCUGGUAGCCUCGGGCACAAGACAAGAACCAACUCUGGACAGGAUGCCAGUCGAUCACAGGGCACACCCAUGCACAUACCCAACCAGGGAAAUCUUGCGAGGAGCACCUGGUGGUGGCCGGUUUAUGGUGAAAUGAUGUUCUUUCCACUUCUAGAUUAUGGACCCAACGGUUCUCACUGGAACAUUGAGAAGUUUAGAAAGGGCAUCCGGGAGACCAGUGUGGCCACCACUUAUGGGUCACAGUCUGAAGAUCCCAAACGAGUGACAGCCAAGGCAUCAAGUCCAGAAAAAGGUCAAGUGUGCAACACACUGAGAUGGUGCUUUCACUCAUCCAAGAGCCAAAUUUGA